Molecule: messenger RNA, 727 nt
Organism: Prosopis cineraria
Lineage: Eukaryota; Viridiplantae; Streptophyta; Magnoliopsida; Fabales; Fabaceae
Product: zinc finger protein ZAT11-like
Exons: 1
Coding region: 37-588 (183 amino acids)
Biological process (GO): response to chitin; response to stress
Source: RefSeq, a predicted model, not a curated record
UUCCUCAUCAUCAACCAAUCCGCCCACAUCGAUCCCAUGGAACACGUAGCAGUAGUUAAGGAACAGAGAGCAGAUCAAAGCAGCUUCGAGGACAUGGCAAAGUGUCUGAUGAUGCUAUCCCAUGUCCAAGACAAUAAUAACAUUAUGAAAAAGCCUCGAAGCGGCGAAGUAAGCUGUGUGGAAUACGAAUGCAAGACAUGCAAGCGCAAGUUCUCGUCGUUUCAGGCGCUGGGUGGGCACAGGGCAAGCCACAAGAGGCCGAGGCUGGAGGGAGAUCAGGACCUGAGAGCGCAGGCCAAGUCUCUGCGCUUAGCGACGUCGAGACCCAAAAUACACGAGUGCUCGAUUUGUGGUCUGGAGUUUUCGUUGGGCCAAGCACUGGGUGGCCACAUGAGGAGACACAGAUUCGCAGCCCUAAAAGACGUUGUCGUCAGCGACAAUGAUCCUGGCUUUUCUUCCAAAGUGCCGGUUUUGAAGAGAUCCAAUAGCAAGAGGGUUCAGUUCUUGGACCUUAACUUGACCCCUCUCGAGAAUGAUUUGAAGCUCUUGUUUGGAACUGUGGCGCCUAAGGUUGAGGCCCUCAUCUGAUUCCAUUUCUUGUCGCUAUACAUUUACUUUUUCUCCUUCACAUGUAAUUUGUAUCUAUUCUUUAAACUUUUGUAUUCCUUUAAUUCUUACAUGUAACAUUUGUUAUUAGGUCCAUUUUCUAUACAGAUCUCUUGACUUA